This is a messenger RNA of Tetrahymena thermophila SB210, 1959 nucleotides long. RefSeq names its product cyclic nucleotide-binding domain protein, putative. The record is from RefSeq and is a predicted model, not a curated record. Lineage: Eukaryota; Ciliophora; Oligohymenophorea; Hymenostomatida; Tetrahymenidae. The transcript is spliced from 6 exons.
AUGUACUUAACACUUUAAUAUGUAUUGAUAUAUUUAUUUAUUCAUGGAAAGUUAUUUGGGUACAUAGUUAGAAAGAAAGUUAAAUUAGAGAAGGAUAUUAAAUUUAUGAUUAAAUUUCUGGACUACUUCAAGUUUUUCAAAGAACUAAGAAUGAAUAUAUCGCUAGAUUUGUAUGUAGACACACUGAAAAAAAUGUAAUUCGAAAUAGUAGAACAAAAUUAGUUUAUUUGCAGUAAAUCCAAGUUAAAGAAAAAAAACAAACAAUAAAAUAACUUCUACAUAGUUAUAGAAGGAGAAGUAAUGGAAUUCUAAUAGUUAAAUUUUGAAUAGGAUUCAAGUAACGCAUCAAAUAAAUGUUAAGAAAUGCAAAACAAUGUUUAAUUAAAAUAAGAUUUUUAAAAUAGCUCAGAAAGUUAACUCCUAUUAGAAAAAAAUAACUCUUAUAAUGCUUUAAAUACAUCUUAAGAAUCUCUUUAUGACUAAAAAUCUAAUAAAUCAUCAAGAAAAAGUAGUAGAAUGAAUAGCCCAUCAAAUAUAGUUGUUUAAAAUUCAGUAAAUAGAUUAAGCUAAUUAGAUCAAUCUAUCAAAUAAGCCUUCUCAUAAUUUUCUCCAAAAGCACACAAAAAAAAAGACAGUAUAGCAUUUUUAGAUUAAAAUCUGAUAGAAGAAGAAAUGGCGUUUAUUAGAAAUAUAAAUUUGUGCUUAGAAAACUUUAAAUCAAUUGGAAAAAUUAAUCAAAAUUCUAAAAAAUUUCUAAAGGUUGUUGAAAAAGCUAUUAGUCUAUUGAAGGUAAAAAAUAGCUUACUUCUCAGACCCUCUUAAUUAUCUAGCUUUUCAGUUUCUAGGCAGGACUCAAGAAACACUCCCUAGAUUAUUUCUAAGAUGGCAAGCUAAUAAGAAUCUAAAUAUGAUGUUUUAGAUGAUGCAAGCCCUUACUCUCCAUAAACUACUAAUUAAAGGAAUUUUAAUCAAGAUAGAGAAUUUUAAAUGAUAUUACAAAUCGCUUCACACUUUAAGGAUAUGAAAUUAAGAAAAUUAUUAAAAUAAGGAGAGAUAUUUGGAGAGUUUGAUGAUGGUAACUUAAAUCUUUUGGAAUAAGGUUACAUGUCAAAAAAGAAAACUUGCCUAGUCUAUCUAAGCUAUUCAGUGUAUAAUGAAAUUAUUCAAAAGCAUCAAAUACAGUCUGUUGAAAAUAAAAUAAAAUUUCUCUAACAGUUUAUCUUUUUUAAAAGUUACUCUAAAUAGAAAAUGAAAAACUAUCUAAAAUAUUUUUAAAGUGCUACUUAUUACAGAAACAACAUUUUAUAUUCAGAGUUAGACCCAUCCAGCUUCAUUUAUUUUAUUAUUUCUGGUGAAAUUGAGUUUUCUCGUCUUUUCAAGUUAGAAAAUUAAAAUCAAAACAAUAAUAAUGAAAAAAUGAUCCCCUUAAACAAGUUAAAUGCCUAAGAUUUUGAUCUCACUUUUAAUCCGUUUGAAAAGCAGGAAAGAGAAAUUUAUAAGUUAAAUUAAGGAAAACAAAACAAAGAGAGAAGCUAAUUAAUAAAAAGAAUUAAUUCCUUUAUUUUAGGUCCAAAUCAGUAUUUCGGAGAAAAAGAAGUGCUAACAAAUAGUUUUAGAAUAUCUUAAGCAAAGGUACUUUCAGUAAAGCUUGAAGUGAUACAAUUACCGUCUUAUAUUUACUAUGAAUAAUUUUAUGACCAAGAUAUUCAUGAAGCCUGUUUACAAGAAUCACAUUUAAAAGAAAUAGAAGAAAUAAAUAUUUAUAAUUAAGUAUAAUCAAGACAGCCUUAUUAAAAUAUAGUAGAAAAGCUUGAAAACGAUUAUUUGAAAGAUUUUGUUAAAAAUAACUAAAAAGAUGUUACUAAAAAAAUAGAUUUAUUAAUGUCUAAUCUACCUCCUUAGUUGCCCAUAGAAUUGUUAAAGAAAGGGAUAUAAAUAACAUUAAUUCAUAAAUUUUGA